Molecule: messenger RNA, 1749 nt
Organism: Hemibagrus wyckioides
Lineage: Eukaryota; Metazoa; Chordata; Actinopteri; Siluriformes; Bagridae
Gene: aldoca
Product: aldolase C, fructose-bisphosphate, a
Exons: 9
Coding region: 109-1311 (400 amino acids)
Biological process (GO): glycolytic process; fructose 1,6-bisphosphate metabolic process
Cellular component (GO): cytosol
Molecular function (GO): fructose-bisphosphate aldolase activity
Source: RefSeq, a predicted model, not a curated record
GUGCUCCCCUUCAUGGCCUUUACAACAACACUUAAUGAGGUCAUGUCGUUACGCUCCGCCCUCCGGGUUCCAGCCUCCUCUGGGACGCCACCAUAAAGAACUGGGACGAUGUUGCUGUCACAAAAAGAGCUUCUCAUUUCAUUUCUCAUCACAUCUGAGGAACAAGCCAGAGCAUCUGCAUCUCUUCUCCGACUCGGUUGUGAUCCCUCUAUAAAGAUGACCCACCAGUUUCCUACGCUCACCACGGAGCAGAAGAAGGAGCUGCAUGAGAUCGCUCUGCGCAUCGUGGCUCCUGGGAAAGGCAUCCUAGCAGCCGAUGAAUCAGUCGGCAGCAUGGGAAAGCGUCUGAAUCAGAUAGGAGUGGAGAACACAGAGGAGAACCGUCGCCAGUACCGCCAGGUCCUCUUCAGCGCAGACGACCGCAUUGACGGCUGCAUCGGAGGAGUCAUCUUUUUCCACGAAACCCUCUACCAGACUUCUGAUGAUGGGGUUCCUUUUGUUAAAAUGAUCAAAGACAAAGGGAUCACUAUUGGCAUCAAGGUUGAUAAAGGUGUGGUUCCCCUGCCAGGAACUAAUGGAGAAACUACAACACAAGGGUUGGAUGGUUUAUCAGAGAGAUGUGCUCAGUACAAGAAAGAUGGAGCAGAUUUCGCCAAGUGGCGCUGUGUGAUGAAGAUCAGUGACACGGCCCCAUCUCAGCUGUGCGUCAAAGAAAAUGCAAAUGUCCUUGCACGCUAUGCUAGUAUCUGCCAGCAGCAUGGGAUUGUACCCAUAGUGGAACCUGAGCUCUUACCUGAUGGAGAUCAUGACCUGAAGCGCUGCCAGUUUGUCACAGAGAGGGUUUUAGCAGCAGUGUACAAGGCCAUGUUUGAUCAUCAUGUGUAUCUGGAGGGCACGCUGCUCAAGCCCAACAUGGUGACCCCUGGACAUGGAUGCCCCACCAAAUACAGUGCUGAGGAGGUUGCCAUGGCGACGGUCACUGCUCUACGCCGCACCGUACCUCCUGCAGUCACCGGAAUAACAUUUCUAUCUGGAGGCCAGAGUGAAGAGGAGGCCUCAGUCCACUUAAAUGCCAUCAAUAACUGCCCACUGGUAAAGCCCUGGGCACUGACCUUUUCUUUUGGUCGGGCUCUGCAGGCCUCAGCACUGAAGACCUGGCGUGGUCAGAAAGAAAACCAGAGUGCUGCCACUGAGGAGUUCAUUAAACGUGCUGAGAUCAACAGUCUGGCGUCCCAGGGCAAGUACUGUGGUGGAGGAGACAGCAGUGGAGCUACUGGUCUUUCCCAUUACCUGUCUAGCUACGCAUACUGAAAUGCUACCUUUACCAACUCUCCUCAAAUACAGCCGAUUCCACUGCCACUGUUGUAGAAAUGACUGUACUUACUCUAUAACACACACACACACUCACAACUUCAAUAGUGUUUCUUGGGUUCAGUACAUAGCUGUUUGAACUAGAUCAGUAUUAGACCCAUUACAACUCAAACACUGUUUAGAAAACCUUACAAAUGAUUAUAAAUACCAUUUAGAUAAAUGUGAUCUAGUGAUCUCACUCAACCGACACAAUCUGGGUUUGUCUUUACUACGCAGUGCUUGAUGAAAAUAUGAUUUAAGUGUUUCUGUGUGGUGGAUAGAAAUAAGUUUAUUUACGCUUAGUACCUGUGAACUGUGUGCUUUUGGUGACUGAUGUGGUAUUCUGUAUGUGUAUGUAUGAAAAUAAUGCAUAUGACUUAAUAAAUUCAGGAUAUAUUG